Mauremys reevesii (Reeves's turtle) is the source of this 1259-nucleotide messenger RNA. Its product is annotated as FXYD domain-containing ion transport regulator 5-like. Gene Ontology annotation, biological process: regulation of sodium ion transmembrane transporter activity. The coding region runs from base 226 to 789 and encodes 187 amino acids. Gene Ontology annotation, molecular function: sodium channel regulator activity. The transcript has 11 exons. The record is from RefSeq and is a predicted model, not a curated record. Gene Ontology annotation, cellular component: membrane. Lineage: Eukaryota; Metazoa; Chordata; Testudines; Geoemydidae.
CCACUUUUCGGGGUUCCCUUUCAUUUUGCGGCCACACCACUUGCAGACAAACAGUCCUCUGAGUGCACGCACACACACGCGCACACACACACAUACACACGGUCCCUCACACACACGCGCCUCGCAGGAAGUACAGGCGAGAGGAAAUGACUCGUGAGGCCUCGUUCUGCCGGCCGAGCGCUGCCCUCCCCCUUCUGCUCACACACCGGUCCAGUGCCUGCUGCCAUGAGGGUCCAGGUCUCCAUAUUGUUGUUGUUCCUGGGCCUGGUCCCAGCCCUGGUUCCGACUCAGCAAGAUAACUCCCCGAAGGGCGGCACAGCGACGACUUUGCCGGCUGAGCAGCGGGCAACCGUCAGCCCGAGGCCCGAAGUGGGGCAGGACUCUGAAGUCAUGACCCCAUCUGACCCCAACUUGGAUUUGACAGGAGACCAAGAUGCAGAGGGGGAGACCACGUCUAGCGCAGGGAGUGGGCAUCAUGUGGAAGACAGGGUGACCAAAGCCCCCACAGGAUCUGGAGGCUCCAGUUCCAGCAGCACGAGCACAAGUGCUUCAGGCUCCAAGAGGCCUGUCACCCACAGAGAGCCCGGGAGCUCGGCCAGAUUAGGAGCCGGCCAAAGCCAGGAAGAAAUCUUCACUUACGAUUACUACUCCCUGCGCAAGUGGGGCCUGAUAGCCGCCGCCAUCCUCUUCGUCCUGGGCAUCCUCAUCCUCACCUGUGGUAAAUAUGGGAAAUUCUCCGGAUGUGGGGGCCGGAAGCAGAGGAGCGCCUAUGAUAUCUCCCGACUCUGAGGCACCCCCUGCUGGGGGAUCCCUGUGGGGCCGGACACUGCUUGGAGGGGCCGGCUCGGAGCCCCACAGCGAUGCUGCGUGCUGGUGGGGGGGCUGGGGCAGAACCAGCAGCACAGACCCCAGGGCUGCCAAGUGCCCCCUGCUCCCCACUCUGUGAUCCGCCUGUCAGCAGCACCCCGGCCCGGCCCCUCUAGCCCCCACCGACCCCUCUCCUUUCCCCCAUCUCCGUCCCCUCCCCCGCCCAGCCUGAUCCCCCACCGUCCUCUCUCCACUCCCUUCCAGGAUUGUCCCCCCAUACCUGUCCCCUCCCCUUCCUGGCCUGGAUUCCCCAUCCUUGUCCCCCAUUCAGGCCUUAUUCCCCCCCCAUCCAAGUCCCCAGCCUGUGCCUGGCCUGCCCCCCCCCCCUCCGAGCUCCGGUUGCCCCGUGUUGUAUUUUGAUGACAUUAAAUGACUCCCCCUGGGGAAGCAAA